CAGACUGAGGAACUACUUGGGAACAGUGGAUGACAGGUACUUAAAGCAAAUCCCCCAGCAGCCAUCAGUCCUUUAUUGACAGGAAGGAGAUCUCCAGAUCACAGACUGACAAAAUGCUUACUGAUAUAAGAAGUCCCAUUACUUUGGAUUAUUUUUCAGUAAUACAGUACUAUAUUUUUUGGUAGUAUAGCGGUUGUGAGAAAGGUGAUGUGGCUCCAAACACACGAAGAACAAGUAUGAAAAGAUGGUGUUUUACCUAGACACUUGGUUUUUGUGGAUGAAACACUUCACAGAACACCCAGGCAAAUGACUAUCAGAAUUGGUUGCACACGUUUACUGAUCUCUUCCUCUCAAGCAGGAUUUUCAGAAUGGAUUCGGUGUUAUUAAGCUUUAAAAACUGGUUUAAGGCUGUCUAGAUCCAGGUUCCUUUAGCUCCAGAUGCCAGCUGUUGGAGAGGUUCCUUUCUGGGCCUUGCAUAUGAGGGAAGUUCACUGUCCUGUCUAGAACCACGCGUUUUUAUUUUAACUAUUUGAUGAGAAGGUGGAGGGAAUUCUCACAGGUAAAUUACAAAUACAUAUACAUUUCACUGGCAUUUAAUGCCUAGAUUUGUAGAAAGAAGCUGCUAGAUACUGAAGCUAGGUUUCCAUGACAUCUCUGCAAAACGACAAAGAACUUGCAGCCUUGAGUGUGCCAGGGGAGGGAGUAUAUUUUUGGAUGUUGCACAGGCCACUCCUUUGUACCUAUUACAAUUAACUUUAUAUUUUCAGAAUUACCACUAAAAAUUAAGUCUUACGUUGCACAUACGCAAUUCAAUGCUGCUGCAUGUACAGUGAGCGUAGGAAAAGAUAUUUCCAAUUUCUUUUUCUUAUUGUUUAUAUGAGAUGUACGAGUGCGUAUGCCUGAAGAACAGCGUUCCGGUUACUCAAAGACUUUGAGGCUUUAUGCAUUGCGCCAAGUUAAAAUUAACAGCAUUACAAACGAUGCAUACUCUUACCAUAUUGUUUGGAGAAAAGCAGGUCAAUAUUUCCUGUAGAAAGCAGUGAAUUCCUGCAGUCUGUGCUGCUUCAUACCCAACAAUAUAGAGACAACCUGAUCCGAGCAGCAGAAAACUGAGUAUUUUUAAAUUAGGAAAAGAUAUUCUGGCAGAGUAGCUUAAGUAAGCUCCAGAUAGGAAGCCUAAAUUAACAUUAACCUUUGUUACUGGAACAGAGAUUAAAUGAAGGUAGAAAAGAACACAACUGACACGACUUUUAAAAUGGGAACAUUUAAACGGGCUAAGCUAAGACAACCUUACAUGCUAUGUUUUGAUGCAGUAUCGCGACUACAAAAAUACAAAGAAGUUAACUGAUUCAAAUUAGAAGACCCAACUCUGUACUGAAUAUGUAUGCUUCACAGUAAAUUUGAGUCAGCACCAGCGACAGCUCUGCAGUCCUCCAAUGUAGUGCAGAUCAGGUGGUUGCAGAGCCCCAGCUAGCAGCAAUACGAUGCAGCUGAAGAGGCAAGCACAAUCCACAGACAGCAACUGUAGCUACUCUCUAGAACAAGACGACCUCUAAGCUUAAAUCUUUCACAGAAAUAAUGUGCUGAUAUUGCAGAAGACGUUACGGCAGCAAUGGAACACCAGAUAUUGAAAACAUCUACCUGCCUGCUGGCCCUUCUGUUUUUCAUACCCACUGUUCUGGGUAUCUGUCCUUCUAACUGUGCAUGCUCAGGAAACAACAGGAACGUGGACUGCUCAGGCAGAAACUUAACUGUAUUGCCACACGGACUUCAAGACAACAUUACGUAUUUAAAUCUGUCAUUUAACCAGUUUGUAGAUCUCGAUCAUCAGCUGACGAGAUUCAGCAAUUUGAGGACCCUUGAUAUUUCAAAUAAUUGGCUCAAGAACGUUCCUGCUCAUCUGCCCAAGUCCUUAUGGGAAUUAUACGCCAUAAAUAACAACAUUAAAGUUCUUCAGAAACUUGACACAGCUUACCAGUGGAACCUUAAAGUGCUGGAUGUUUCCAGGAAUAUGGUGGAAAGAGCUGUUUUGAUCAACAACACACUGAGCAGUCUCAAGUUUCUCAACCUCAGCAGCAACAAACUUUGGACAGUUCCAACCAACAUGCCCUACAACAUAGAGACCGUGGAUCUAUCCAAUAACUUCUUGUCUCAGAUACUACCAGGAACGCUGGUGAGAUUACAGCACCUCACAAGUCUCUACCUACACAACAACAAGUUCACAUACAUUCCUGACAAAGCUUUUGACCAGCUCUUUCAGCUGCAAGUAGUAACACUACACAACAACCCAUGGUCCUGCAGUGACCAACAAAAUAUCUCUUAUUUGCUUAAAUGGGUGCAGGGCACCUCCGCCAGGGUCCGAGGGGCUCCCUGCGCUAACCAGUCCGUGCUCUGGGCCAACGUCACGCCGACCUCCACCGCUGCGCCAGACGCCGGCUUGAUGAUUAAAGGAAUGAAGGCAGCAGACACAGCUGCCUCUCCAGCGGCAGCUGAACCAACCCAAAUGACAAAAAUGCAUAAACAAUUUAAAGCUAAGGAAGUGACUACCUUGGCGUCGCUAAGCCAGACAGUACUGUUCACGAGCACAGACCGACCUCUGCUUCUCUACCCUGAGGAGCUGACAACCAGGAAGGUCAGCGCUUACGAAGCGGCUGCCACGCACACGAUCUACAUUAAAGAUUCAACCGAUGUAAACUCGAGCCUGACUCAUUCAACAGGAUCAUCCACCACUCCUAUGACUCUGAGUAUCACCAGUGGAAUGCCAACAAACUACUCCAGAAUGCCUCAAAGCACAACCGCUACCUUAAGGAGAGAGGAAGCCACUACAAGUGUUCUGAACACCGACGUGCCCUCCAAAGCGAGCACCUGGGAGCUAUGUUUGUUUUAUGCUGUAAUUCUUCAUGCAGCGGCAGCGCUUAUUGGCUAGGAGCUUGUACUCUGAGGUUAUUCCUGUGAUACACAGCCGGGGGGAAGACGUCCAGGUCAAACAGUGAAUCCAAACACGAGAAAUCUGAAGUUCUGACUGAUCUAAAGAAAAUAACAGUUCCUAAAGAAGUGCAGACUAAUGUCUUGAUACUAAGCUGCUACUUAUUUUAAUACGUCUUAAUUGAGUAAAACUAACCUAUGAUCUUGUUUUUUAAAACGUGCUUAUUUUGUAUUUAAAUUUUUAAUUUUACUUGCACAGAACAAAACAUCCGAAUUUUAAGUACUGGUUGUAUGUAUUAUUUUGUCAUUAAACAACUGGAAAAAAACAGAAAUCCUGUAUCACAUCUGCAUUGUCUUGCUUGAUUUGCUGGUGAGCAAUUCUUGUAAUAUAGCAGCACAGAUUCUUUGUAAGUUACGAUGCCAUGCAUAAGGAAGGGAAAAUAUAAAGAAACUAAACCUAGCUGUUUCACUAAUCAGAAGUAAUUCUUGAGAAAAAUUGCUAGCAUGUAUAUCUAUGUUUGCUUCAUAUGUACUAGGAUACUUUAAAUACAAAGAACAACCAUUUUGAAUUUAGAAAUUAAAUAUGACAAUGCCAUGAUGUCUAUCUACUAAGAGGGGUAAAUCGAGAAGCCAACAUGGUCCAGCUUCAGCAUGGGAAGAGUGGUAGGGGCCGAUCUCUCUUUUUGCUCUGUCUUGACUUAGAUCUGCAGGCAAGUUAUUUCUUGUUCUCCAUAAUGUAAAACAAACAAACAAAAAGAUAGAAGUAGAGGAAAACACAACGUGUUCAAUGCCAUGACACCCUCCAAUAACAAGGAGUUUAAUCUACAUAAAUUAACAAAACCAAACACCUUAACUUACAAUCAAAAAUCUGAAAUAUUUGUUAUUACACCACAAAUUUGUCCAGAAUGCUUCAAACUAUGACUUUUUGCUCACUAAAAUAAAAUAUUGGCCAAUUUCUAAUGCAAGUUAUGUAACAUAUACCAAUUGAGCAAUUCGUUUAAAGCUCUCGUUUAAAAAAUCCUUGAAUCUUGUGACUUAAAAUUGAAUUCAAGCCAUGGCAUUGAACACGCCCAAAGCCUUGCCUUCCUACGAUGAGCACGAACGCUAUUCUCCUUGACAUCCGCGCCAUCAGCCAGUAGAAAUAGAUGCACGCAUGGUUCUGACCACUCCAGGAAAAUUACGUGGCAAAGGUACUUGAUACACUACUGAUGAAGUUUUGCAAACAGCAUGAAAUGAAAACUGAAGAACAAGUUAAUUGUAAGAGUAUUAUUCACUUAAUAUUGCAAAUCUUUAUUCAAUAUUUUCCACGCAUUUCAGGCCAUUUAAUUUCCAGUUAUUGUAGCACGAAGGUGCUACAAAAUCUAGAAAACCUCAAUACCAAGAUUGCAGUCCUCAACCUAUUUCUCCUAGGUAUCAGUGAGGGCAGCAGAUCGUUUAUAACCACUGGUAUCAGAAAAGUCACAACUUUCCAACUGUGAACAGUAUUUCUAUAAUCGGAAAUGUGUUUUAAUUUCUAACAGUACUGUAAAUGUUGCACAAUGAAUUUGUACAGUUAUUUCAUUGGCAUUUAAAUAAAAAUAAAGCUAUGUUUGUAUUGAAAUGAACUACUGACAGUGUUUCUUUUCACUACUAUCUUGCAGACAGGUAAUCAUACAGAAUAGAUGCUAUUUUAUUACACAGAUCUAUUCCAAACAGGCAUUUGGCUCUUUAUGCCUUAUGAAGAAAAAUUAUGGUAUGAUCAAACUGUACUAUUUUGAUACGCAAAUUUCCCUAAUACUGUUUAUUAAUAAGCUGAUGAACUAAUGGUAAUAGCCCAGCCUUCUGCUUCUUACCAUUUAGACAUUGCAAACCCCUAAGAACUACGUCUACCCACUAGAGAAUGGUACUCCUUUCUUCAUCUUAAAAAUAGAAGUCUCUCCAUGCUAAAUAGAACAGAAAGCUUUUUAAGAGAAAAAGCCCACACCAACAACAUUUUCUAGGCAUUUUAAGUACAUAAGAACUAGUUAUCCAAGUGAAAAUUCAGACAACUUAGAUUCUAAGAAACACGUGCAGAAGCGCAUCAUACUAGUAAGUGGCAACAAGCAACCUGAAAGAGUUUCAUAUAUUCUACCCAGGUUAAUAAUCUGAUAUAAACUGAUAAAUUCCAGCAAGUAGCAUCAGAAUAGAGAAAAUGCCACGGCCUGCCAUCCUCUUUGGGCAGGAACUGUACUUGUCAAGUACUGUGAUUGACUCUAAAACGGCAUCAACCUACUGAUUAUGUUCAGAAUUAGGUAUUUCCUAGAGUUAUCUCAUUCAUAUGGUGUCAUCCCACACAGUUUAAAGCAGCUUAGCUUGAAAGGUAAGAGAGAUCACAAAAUGAGGUGCCAUGACUAAAACACCUUGAGUGAAUUAUAUUAUGUUGAAAGAAUUAUGUGAAACAUGAUGUGUGUCUUGGCAUCCUGCACUGAAUGGCUCAGCAAAAUCCUACUGGAUGCAAAAAGCCUACAUGGAAUUAACUUUUAAACACUCUGAGAAUGUUGCAGUUACAAUUAGACUACUUGGUGAACAACAAACCUAUGGAAAAUCCUGCUUUUCACAAGUUAUUCAGGGCAAAACGCAAGUCCCAUACUGAAUGACUUGCAACCCAGGCUUUGAAGUCUGAUGCAAGCUGAUAAACACUUGGAAGUGGAAAUGGGGUUGUGCAGUUUACUAAAGAUGUGUACUGACUGAGGGAGGAAAAAAAUAAAAUAAAAUAAAAUCACAGAUGUGCGUGGAAGUGAGAUGGCACUCCCUUCAAACUCCAGGGCCAUGCUCUGUAUCCAAAACUUGCCCUUGGUAGGUACAAGCAAGAGGGCUUCUCAGUCAGACUGCCUUCAAUAAGCAGAUUAAAUUUGGAUUCCCUUGUAUUUUUCCGGAAUACAAAUGAGUUGAUAACAGAGCACAAGUAGGCAGGCAGUGUGGGAGGCAGGCACUUGUUGCUUGGCAACAGUACAGUCAAAUUGAAAUGAAAUCAACACCCAUGGAUGUAAGCGCUGCAGAAGCAGCUUGCUGUGCUUCAGACAGGCAGGGCACUCAGUCCACGAUUAAUAUAAAUAUGAUAAUCUAUCCUCAGGAAAUUCUUUGUUUCAAAACAACUAUCUAACACUUCAAUGUAAUGUUCAAUAGCCUUUUUGAAAAUGGUGCUGUAUCUGUUGCUUGCUUAUCCAAACACAAUCCAGCACACCUUGUUGCAGAAAUAUGUUUGCUUUCAAAAGGCUACAAUUGCAACACGGGCAGCUGCAGCAUGAAGCAACUCUGAGGUUUGUGUUCCCACGUUUCCAAUUAAUUAGUCCGAUAUACCAGCUUUAAAACUUAAUGGCAGUACGUCAGGAUCAAUAUAUACUGAUGUAUUGAUCACUGUAGCAACAGAGCAAGGAUUAAAGACAGAAGAGCACUGGCUCUUCUGUCUGGUUGUUACCCAGGAAACAAAACAUGGAGAAAAAAAGACAGAAGAGAUUAAAUUUCACAGCACAAGAGGAUAUAAACCGAUCCAGAUAUGUCAGAGAAAUGACUCAACAAUGCCCUAGCAACAAGACUUCAAGCUAAAAAAGAAAACUUGCCUGCUCAAGCCCUGAGACGUACUGGCAGCUCAGAUCUGAACAGCCUUUCCACAUUUCACACCUCAAAACAUGACAUCUGGCUCAGUACCUCAAAUAAACACCACGCAGCCACGUCCCCGUUUGCAGCCUCAGCGCAGCAAAGAGGUCCCAGCUGCUCGGUUUGAAGAGCAGCCUUGUGGAGAAAAACCAAAGGCUUACACAGCGACCGAAGAGAAAAAAUAAUGAAAAGGGUGGUAAAGGCAAUAAAUGGUAACUGACACGAUAAACAGGUGCCACCCAGCCUCAUUAUCCGUAUACUGGCUUUAUCCUGGCCCGCUACCAACUUGACCAAACCUGGACAGAUUUCUCCCAAACACCUGUACACAAUGCUCACACACCGAGCUGGCACUCCAUCCAAGGACAUCAGCAUUUAAUGAAGGUAAAGAUCCUACGUUUUCUCAGACAAAGCAGUCAGAAGUUGAAUAAAUUGCAAGUACAGCUACCAAGUAUUCAGAGUUUCCCUCAAUCAUCUACUUGUGUCCGCUAUGCAUCUCACUUGAAGAAAGGUAGAAAAAAAUCUCAUUUCAACAGGCUCACUCAUACCAAAAUUAACCACGCCAGGGUGCAGCAGCAAUUUUAAAUAUAUUUCAAAAGAAAUUAUAUUUAUUCAAAUACCAAGGAGGUAUAUUUUUAUU
Numida meleagris (helmeted guineafowl) is the source of this 7177-nucleotide messenger RNA. RefSeq names its product oligodendrocyte myelin glycoprotein (gene OMG). Gene Ontology annotation, biological process: neuron projection regeneration. Gene Ontology annotation, molecular function: protein binding. NCBI's taxonomy places the organism in Eukaryota, Metazoa, Chordata, Aves, Galliformes, Numididae. Bases 1613 to 2926 code for a protein of 437 amino acids. The transcript is spliced from 2 exons. The record is from RefSeq and is a predicted model, not a curated record.